This is a messenger RNA of Paraglomus brasilianum, 1686 nucleotides long. Lineage: Eukaryota; Fungi; Glomeromycota; Glomeromycetes; Paraglomerales; Paraglomeraceae. The record is from the annotation of a GenBank genome assembly.
AUGUCUGAACAUUAUCCUGGCCACGAAGAGAAGCACACCGACUGGUCAUACCGAGAGUUUCUAACACUUCACCAUGAUGUUAUUGUGGCUUCACCCCCGUUUUCAGAUGAUUGGUAUGGCCUUGAUGGCGCUUGGUUUCAUCGAUUUUUGAGGAAAGGGGCUCCUAGUCUGUUGACAUUCAGACUAGAAGUAUCAGUUGACAUUCUGGCCCAAGUAGAAUCUGAACGUCAAAACAAAGCCUUGCUGAAUUAUUGGGAAGAGAUAAUCCAUGAGCGGAAGAAGCUGGCAGUAAAACGCACUCACGUUAAUGGAAGCCUUGAUAUAUUGAAUGAAGCGGGAAGAUAUAACAAAGAGGCGAUAAUAUUAGAAGGUCUUUCAAACCCAUUCCUCAAAAGGGGAAAUGUUGCACUCACCACUCUUACUACGAAGUUCAUGAAACAUGCUAACAAGAUUCAAAUGGAGGAGGAGGAAGAUGUAGAAGUUGACGAUGCAGAAGAAACAGAGAAUAAUCACAAUAUCGAUGCCGAGGAAGCAAACAUAAGCGUUUCUGGGAUUACAGGGGAACGUCUAACAGAUGCAUCGAUGAAGGAGUACACGCAACAGUACGAAGACAUGGACGACAAAUAUAAGUGGAAACUGGAGUCUGGGCGGAGAGUGGAAGAUGUUUUGUACGAAUUUGGCUGCUCACGUCAAUUUGAGCAUUUAGCUCAUUCGUUUACGAUCGACUUGGAUGACCGUCAGAUGAAGUCACUCUUCAAAGAUGAAGAGUGGAAAGAGAUUCUAGAAACGAACGUAAAGGAUGACCCGACGCUUGAUGACGAUUUGGAACGUUGUAUAAAUGCAUUCGCUAAGACAAAUCUUGCCGACAUUCGUGAAGCGAUGUCACAGUUUACGACAUGUCGGGGUGCCAAAUAUAGUGUGCAGCAAGACUUUGCGGUUGACGCAAUAGUUUAUGCUGUUCACAGUCUGGUCCUGUUAUACGAAAGACAGCCAAACGCACUCGGAGUUGAACACCACGAACAGUGGUACAAUGUCAAUCUGUGGGGACCAGUCAUCGACAAAGCAUUUGGGGACAUCAACGGAAUAGACAUCGUCAGAGGAGAAUCUUGUAGCUUCGCAAGCAGCGAAAGGAAGAACCGAAAACGCAAGCGCACUCACAGGAAGUCACUUGGACGACGUGGGGACGCAAUUAUAAGAAAGAAUAGUGGCGGGCAAGUGUUGGAAUUCGGAGGGUCCGAAGCAGGAAGGUGGUACACUGGCAAGGGAGGAUCCAAGUGGCUUGUUGAGACUGGUUUGAAGCUUCCCAAGACGCUUCGGGAUAUGUUUGCUGGGCUCUGCAGUCGCGUAAAAUGGCGCGCACACAUAAUUCAAAAGCUUGAAACGAUCGGGUAUAUUCAUGGAGGACGCGUUUUAAUGUUAAUGGCAUUGGACAAUCCAUCCGGAUAUGUUAUGCGUCUUACGAAGAGCGACGUGUUUGAGAUUCCGGAGGACGUGGCGUCCUUUGCUUUGGCUUUAGAGUUAAUUGCUGCCGUCUGGAUGUCUAAGGUUCAGAUGAGAGUACAACGAACGAUGAAUUUAGUACAAGAAAUCCCGCUCGACUUGAAAAGGGUCGGAAUGACGAACCGUAAAACUGCUGUGCACCAGCUUCCUGCAAGCCUUACGACACCUGAGAAGAAAAAACGCUAG